Messenger RNA from Cariama cristata (Red-legged seriema), 2055 nucleotides. It is a transcript of the gene CDCP1, whose product is annotated as CUB domain containing protein 1. The record is from RefSeq and is a predicted model, not a curated record. Lineage: Eukaryota; Metazoa; Chordata; Aves; Cariamiformes; Cariamidae. The transcript has 7 exons. The annotation marks the transcript as partial.
GAGUUCCCUUUGCCCUGGUGCUGACGUCGGUACUGGCUGUGGUGCCGCUGCCUUUUGGCUCCGAGUUGCAGCCCUGCGGGGUGAGGCUGGGUGUGCAGGGCCACGUGCGAGGUGGGCACCAGGCGUGCGUGCCUCUUCUUGGGGCUGGUGAUGCUCUGGCGGGACGGCUACAGGUCUCGGUGUGUCUGUCUCUAAAGCUGUCUCUUGUCACCCUUGAAGAAGUCCGUCCUUCGCCCUCCACCCUUUCCCGGCAGCUGGUGAUGGCAAAAUAUGACCUUCUUCAGGUCCUGGGCGGUGACAGACGAACCCAACCCAAGAGCAGUGAAUGCGUGUGGAGUCGUACCCCUGUAGAGCACCCGGUGACUUUUGAUGGUCUCUUAGUAGGAUUCAGCCGACAGAGCCUGGUCACCAUCCCUCAACUUGAAAAUGUCUCUAAUCUGACAGCUUCCUUUACGAUCUCUCUUCGCACAGUGGACAACAUCACAGUUAUGAUUAAACUGAGACCUGGUGUUUCACCAAGCUGUCAAAUUCGUGUUAAAAAUGUCAUCAGGUCUGAACUGAAGAUAAAGCCUGGGGAGAGCGUGACUUUUGCAUUCACUUGUAGUACUCCAGAGAAGUAUUUCGUCAUGGAAAUUCAGAAAAAUAUUGACUGUGUGUCAGGCCCGUGUCCCUUUGGCGAUGUUCAUCUUUACCCACUGGGGCUACCUCGUCUUAACAGGACUUUCAUCUGGGACGUGAAGGCGAGUACAAAGGCUGGACUUGAACUGAAAUUUUCUACCCCGUGGCUAAGACAGAUUGAACCAGGAGAGACGUGCCCGGAUUUUGUGAGCUACAACAUCAACAGCUGUAUUGAUGAGGCCACGGUCAACAUUGGCACCUUCUGCAGGAAUGGCUCGGUGUCUCGUGUCAAGCUGCUGGGAGGAGUGGUCAUGUCUCUGCAUCUCCCGUGGGACUCGCCUCUCACCACCUCAGGCUUCAACAUAGCUAACAGGACUUCCAUAAAACGGUUAUGCAUUAUUGAAUCCAUUUUGAAUGGGGAGUCUUCGAUCACCCUGAUGUCCCCAAACUACCCACUGGGCUUUCCAGAAGAUGAGCUCAUGACAUGGCAGUUUGUAGUUCCUUCGAACAUGAGAGCAAGCGUGUUUUUCCACAACUACAGCCUCUCCAACUGUGAAAGGAAAGAGGAGAGGGUGGAGUACUACAUCCCUGGCUCUCUCAGCAACCCAGAGGUGUUCAAGCUGAGCGACAGCCAGCCUGCCAACAUUGCUGGCAGUUUCAACCUGUCCCUGCAGGGCUGCGAUCAGGAUGUCCAGAACCCAGGCAUCCUCCGCUUGCUCUUCCAAGUUGUCGUUCAGCACCCACAGGUCGAUGAGAAUGUCACCCAUUUGGUUGACCUGAGCAAGGAGUGGAAUACAACCGUAACGAUACACUUUGAAGGGUGGCCCAGCCGCAUCCCACUCAUGUCUGAACCGAUAUGCCUGAUCUGUAAGGAUCCUCGCACCUGCGACCGUGUCUUGACUUUAGUGUCUGGUGCCGUCUACAAGAUCUCCUUUCUGUGCAAGGACUUGUCCCGUCUGAGGAUCACAGCUGAAAAAGGCAUAAGCUGUGUUGAUCUUCGGUGGUGUCAGAGGAAGAUCUAUUCACUUUCGGUGCCCAAGGCUAUUACCCAAUUGCCGAUUCGACUGCAUAAAUUUAUUUGGAAGCUCUUGGCUCCUGAUGUGAUCAACAUAGAAAUUAUGUCUCCAUCCUUGAAACUUCAGCAACACGUCCCAGAGCAGAGGUGCAAUACGAGCUACAGUUACAGUGUUGUUAGUGCCACCCCAGAGACGGAGUUGAAUGUUGGUGUAUUCUGUCCUGGUGGAUCCAUUGAAAAGAUUCAGAUGAGGAAUAAUAUCACCAUAUCCUUAAAAACUUUUGGUAGAGGAUUCCUCAAUGAGUCUAACCAUCAGGAUCUGAAAAUGUCUUUUGUGCCACACAUUAAAGGUAAGGUAGUGUUUUGUACUACUUUGUUGUACAGUGUUGGAUUUCUCAGUGUGCUUGUUAGAGCACAUAUGG